GCAGAAGGAGGCCUAAAGUUACCUCAGACGACACACCCAACCAACCAACCAACGGGCCUUCAGGGCUUCUGAGGCAGAAAGCUGCGCGGAGCGGAGGCCGCCUGCCCUUGUCGAGGCAGCUUCUCUCCCUGACAGAAAGCCCGGCGAGCUCGGGCCGUUUCCGAGUCCGGAGCCCCUCAGCUCCGCUCCGCUUCCUCAGCCCUGAAACGACGUGUCUCCGGCUCGCUCCGCCUCCUGCCACGGUGUCCGUUAUUGGGGGGGGGGGGGGGCGCGGGGCCUACAGAGCCGAGACGCGCAGGCGCCGGGAGGCCGGGGGCGCGCGCCUGUCUCUUCAGUCGCGGCCGCUGAGGGGAAGAGGAGAUGGGCCGCCUCGCCGCCCUUUCGCCUUGGCUGGUCGCGGCCGCGUGCCUCGUCCUGCUGGCGUUCAUCUGGGGGGCCGAGGGCUUCAAGAAGAGAGGACCCGCCGUGACCGCCAAGGUGACUAUGGCUGGGUGGUCGUCCUGCCCCUCUCCCUCCCCUCUUUCCUUGGCUUGAGGUCAACGUCUGUCCACGCUGGCCUCCUCGGGGUUUCCCAAACUCGGCUCUCCAGCUGUGGGUUUUUGUUUUUUUUACUACAACUCCCGUCAUCCCUGACCACUGGUCUUGCUAGCUAGGGAUGAUGGGAGUUGUAGUCCGAAAAAACCCCCAAACGCAGCUGGAGAGCCAAAGGGUCGCUGUGGCACAAGAAGCCCUGCCAGAAAAAUGCUGGACACCACCUAGGCAUGCAGGUGUGCUUGUAAUAAUGCCAGGAAAUUGCUUUUCCUCUCUAUUUUCUGGGUGCGUGCUUGAUGAAUAACCAAGCUUUUUGGGGGGCAGUGCUGGAGGCAAAUGAGGACACCAUCAUCAUCAUUAUUGUUGUUAUUGUUAUUAUUAAUUGAAUUUAUAUACCCGCAGGUCUCAGGGCAGUUCACAGGAUAAAAUCAGAUGCUCCCAUGUUGGGUGAAAUUUAUGUUUUACAUGCGUAAUAGUUCCUGCAUAUCGUAUGAGAGCCACAGGCUGGACACAAGCCUAUGACCGUUCAGUAAACUUGCAUCUUAUGCGCGUUUAACGUGUGCACAUUCAGCAUUCGGGCCCAUGUAAUUUAGGUAGUCACCCACCCACAGUAGACUGCUUUCCAAGAUGAAUGUAUUGUUUGCACAUAUCUUGUUCCCUACACUUUAUGUUGUUUAAUCCACGGUGUGGCCAAUAUAUUCUUAUGCAGUAGACUUUUGCUUGUACAACUCUUAAGGUAGAGCUAGGCAUCGACAAGAAAUGGGGAGUGGCAUUCUAAUAUUGAGAUGCGAUGGGGACUUUGUGGCCCUCCAGACGUUGCCGGAUGACAGCUCUGAUCCACCCUAUUGGCUUUGCUGGCUAGGGCUGAAGGGAGUUGGAGACCAACCACAUCUGAAUGGCCGCAGGUUCCUCAUCCCUCUUCUAUUGGAUGCAACUGCUCUGUGAUUUCUCCAUUGCUACUACUGAUACCCAGUGAGGUGAGGUGGUGAAAUGCACAGAGCAACUGUGUAUUGUUGGUGUGAGGACUUCAACUUGCGUAGUGGGGGUUCUCCCAAUCCCCUCCAUACCCUUUGCAUCUCCACAAUUAUCUUGGGGUGGUGAUAUUGGGAGCGUCCCCAGAACAGCUUGCAGAGGGCGGAAAUGGUGGGGGGUCAUGGUGAGGUUUUUUUAAAAAGAAAAUUCUGUAGAUGUACAGUGGUACCUCGGGUUACAUAUGCUUUAGGUUACAGACUCCGCUAGCCCAGAAAUAGUACCUCAGGUUAAGAACUUUGCUUCAGGAUGAGAACAGAAAGCUUGCUCCGGCAGCGCGGCGGCAGCUGGAGACCCCAUUAGCUAAAGUGAUGCUUCAGGUUAAGAACAGUUUCAGGUAAAGACGGACCUCUGGAACGUAUUAAGUACUUAACCCGAGGUACCACUGUACAUCUCUUGUAAGGUAGGGAUGUGUACUUUAGGCAACUGGAAUAUACAUUGGAUUUUGUGGAAAAAUCCUGGUCUGCAGCUGCUCCUCAGUUAGUGAGCAAAAGAGAGCAAAAGCCAAGUGCAUUCUAGCAUUUGACAAUCUACAGACCUUGGUGAGGGCUUUAAUUCCUUCAUAGUAGUAGUCAUUACAAGAUAUGGCGAGUUUCAGCAGAUAUCCCGAUCAGCACCAAUUGAUGAGAAACCCAGAUUUUUGCUUUUAAAUGGUCAUUUAAGAGUAAAGCAAGGAAAGAUUAAUGGGUAUUUUUUAUGCUUCCUUCUAAUAUAACUUAAUGUGUAUGCUUCUUCGGCAGCAUAUGCAAUCAAUUUGGCAGUAUUUAACCAUCUGUGGUAGUGAGCUCAGGGGCCCCUACCUCUGACCCCCAUUUUUGAAAGAUGUUUUUCUCCUGAAAGCUGGAUCAUCUCACUGCUUUGCCACCUCUCCCUUGUGUUCUGUUUUCCUGACAUGUUCUCUUCUUGAAGAAGUGCAUUAGAGAACAGGUACUAUGACAUCAGCCUAGUAUAAAUUGUGCCGUAAAAGCUGUAAAAGAUUGACAUUCUGGUAUCAAUUAACACAGAUAAUUCAUCUCAAUUUAAUAUUCCUCUGUGUUUUGCUUCCAAGGCAAUAGAUAGUCAUUGAAGCUUGAAUCCAGAUCUGUGCAUCAUUUUAUAAGUAAUAAUAAAACAUUCUUAGAAAUGGAUAAAAUGGAUUUGGUCAGUGGGUGGAGAACUUUUAGCCCUCCAGAUGUUGGCAUACAACUCCCAUUCUGACCAUUGACUGUACUGACAAUGAGCUGAUGGGAAUUGGAGUCCAGCAAUAUCUGUAGAAUCACAGGUUUCCAUCCCUGGAUGAGGCAAAAGGAAGAAUUUGAGAACGAGUUGAAUAGACCUCAUGGGACACUCACAAUACUCUUGAAACUGGUUGCUUCCCUCCCCUUUCAUAAUGAAUGGCUGUCUCAUUAAAAUUUCUUUAAUAAGAGGAUCAAUAACACAGUGGGGGUCAGAUAAACAGGAAAGAGAAGGCGAUAUGAAGACAACUGAACACAAUAAAAUGAAUACAGUAAAACAAUCUCUUUUGAACAGGUACUUAGAUCUUCCUCUUUUUACCUGUGUUGGGUUGGUUGAAAGGGCUUUAGGGCUAAACUAGGUAUGAUGCUAAAUGCAUCACUUGCUAUUGUGUCUUUAAUUUUUCCACCAUUGCUAAAAGCAGUGCAAAAUUCAGUAACUUAAGAGAGCUUCUGCAGCCUAUUGAUAACACAAAGGAAUACCCAGAUUUAUUUAUUUUUUAAAUCUCAUUGGUAUUGUGUGUUUUCUUAAGCUUUUAUCCCUUUCUGAAACAUGACACUUCAUGCAUUCUGUACGUCGUGAAAAAUCACGUCCACCUGACCUAAUAUUAUCACAGUCACUCCCUCUAAUCGCAAACUGAGAUGGUUGAGUGUUGAAUCAACACUAGGAAGAGCUCAAAAAGGAUUGACCAUGCUCCAAAACCACAAAAUGUUGAAUGCUGGAUAAUAAAAAGAUAAAACCAUGGAGGGAGGAAUGGCCUAAUUGAGCUCGUUAUAGCUUAUCACGAAGCUGGAAACCUGAAUAGGGAUAUACUUUGUUUAAGGUCCUACUAGUACACUUGUAUUUCUGAAUUCUCAAUUCCAUCUGACAUUUCCUUUCACUUGCCUCCUAUGAGAGAUUUGAAUAUCUCCAUAACCAGCUGAAUAAAAUAAGUUUUCUGGAUAUACCUUGAUAUUUCAUAUCUUAGCUGAUGUUUCUUCUAUAUUCAGAGAAGGUUGAAAUGAUUAUAUGGAAGAAAGCAUCUGGCUUGCAUGUAUAAACUGGGCCUUCACUUCCUAUUUGUCCGAAUUAGUGCCACCAAUGUAACAGUUUGCAUUCUGUUUCUUGAACUUUUAGAGGGAGAUAAAGCUCCCAGGAAUUGCCUGUUUAAUAAUAUUGUAGCUUUUUAAAAGCAAUAUUGAAAAUAGUGAAAGUGAAGAAUUACUAUGCAGAAAUGCAUUUUAUAAAAAUGCUAUGUACAUUGUUUGAUUGAUUACGUAAUCAGAAUGGGGAAGGUGAUACUUUGCUGAUGCUCCCCCCCCCAAUUUGCUCCACAGAUCAGCAUGGGAGGGGACCCAGAGGGCUAUGGGGGCAAGGUGGAAUUGGCAAAAAGUCCCCUCCCCACUUCCCCUUCCUCCCAUGAAUGGAAGGGCACCUUUGGAUCCUACAAGACUUAUUUCUUGCAUUAAUGAUAUUCUGUGGUUUUCAAUGAUUGCUUUUAUUUUUUUGGAAAUUUGUAGGUAUUCUUUGAUAUACAGAUAGGCGGCAAAGAUGCUGGCAGAAUUGUAAUUGGAUUGUUUGGAAAAGUAGUACCAAAGACGGUGGAAAACUUCGUUAAACUAGCAACUGGAGAAGUAAGAACUUUUAAAAAAAUGUUUUGUACAUGCAUUUUAGUGAAAAGACAAAUGCACAGAGUUUUCUUUGUGUGUGUGUGUGUGUGUGUGUGUGUGUGUGUGUGUGUGUGUGCGUGCACACAUAUUCAUGUGGUGCAGCCUGGCAAAUACUCCAUCACAUUCUAGUGAGGUUGAAAUCAGUAGCCUCGGCCCUCCUCUUCAGUUUACAGCUGGGGCAGGAAUUGGCCUCCCGAGUUCUGCUGCAACCAGAAGCGUAGUUAAACUGCGAAUGUCUGCACUGCCUAUGCUUCGCUGCUUUGGCUCUGAGACAUGGGAGGCGUUUGAAGUACCUUUUUGCUCAACACUAAAACAGCUUCAACUUUAUGGAGAUAAAGUCAGAGGUUGCUUUGCACUGUGUGUCGGAAGUGCUCAUAGGAACAUAGGAAGAGCUCUGCUGAAUCAGACCAGAGGUCAGCAUUCUUGAUCUCACAAUGGCCAACCAGGUGAUUAUGGGAAGCUGUAAGCAGAACCUGUGUGCAGGAAGGCUCUUGAUUUCCAACAGCUGCUAUACAGAGGCAUACAGCCUCCAACAACAGGGCAUGGCAUCAUGGUUAUUAGCCCUUGAUAGCCCUGUCUUCCAGGAAUUUGUCCAAUCCUCUUUUAAAGUUGGUGGCCGUCACUAUCUUGUGGAAGCAAAUCCCAGCAUUUGUGCUGAGCUCAGAUGUCCAAAACAGCUGCGGGGAUAAUCACUAGCCCACUACUCUAGCCCUAUGGGAGGAGAGUAAAUGGCUAUCUGUAACCUUAUACAAAGUUGGAUUAAGGGAAGGGUAGAGUCCUGAAGACUGGAAGUGUUGGCUUGGUGACAAUGACCAGCCAUAAUCCGUUGAACCCUGUUGUAGUGGUUUCUCUACUUUUUGUUGGGUAAAGGUAAUAUAAAGUUAAAGGACCCCUGGACGGUUAAGUCCAGUCAAAGGUGACUAUGGGGUUGUGGCGCUCGUCUCACUUUCAGGCUGAGGAAGCCAGCGUUUGUCCACAGAUAGCUUUCCGGGACAUGUGGCCAGCAUGACUAAACCGCUUCUGGUGCAGUGGGACACCAUCACAGAAGCCAGAGCAUACAGAAAUGCCGUUUACCUUCCUACCACAGCAGUACCUAUUUAUCUACUCGCACUGGCGUGCUUUUAAACUGCUAGGUUGGCAGGAGCUGGGACAUAGCAAUGGGAGCUCACCCUGUCACAGGGAUUCGAACCGCCAACCUUCUGAUCAGCAAGCCCAAGAGGCUCAGUGGUUUAGACCACAGAGCCACCCAUGUCCUUUACCUUUUUGUUGUAUGACACAUCCUCAAUAUAAUAAAUAAUAAAAUUAAGAAAUUAUUUCUUAUUAUUUAUACUGUAGGGCAGUUUGUUAUUGUUACUAUGGUGUGUAUUUUUGUAAUUUUAUAUUGUAAACCACCCUGUGAUCCUUGGAUGAAGGGUGGUGUAGAAAUUUAAUAAGUAAUAAAAUAAUAAUAAUUAAUUGAUACAACUCCAUCCGCCAUCUCUUUUAUCUCAAAAGUUCAGGGUGGCAGGCAUCUUGUUGUUAAUCUUUAUUUAAUCAAUUGUUUAUUUCACUAUAGUGUAUAGUAUUUUGCCGAACUGAAAUCAUGCCAUUCUGAAUUUUGUCUCGUAGAAAGGUUUUGGCUAUAAAGGAAGCAAAUUUCAUCGUGUAAUCAAAGAUUUCAUGAUUCAAGGAGGUGACUUCACAGCUGGAGACGGCACUGGGGGUAAAGUUGCUUUCUUUUUAAAUGAAUUUUAUACAUAAAUAUAAAAGAUAUAGAACUAUGUAGUCCAACUGAUCCCAGUGACAAAGUCGAGGAAUGAUGUACAACAAUCAAACAAAUCUAGAAUAUAAAAUAAUCAUAAUUUUCUCAAAUUUAGAAAAACCAAAAUUGGUGCAUCUUUGGCCAAACUAACUGCUAUUUACUUAGUGGGCUCUAUGUCACUGACUGAUCAAUAAACAACCUUCCCGUGGCAUAUGUAAAUAGAUAAUUUUAUUGUGAUAUAAGCAUGGUUAAGGUUAAUUUACAGAAGAAAACACAAUUGAUCUGGGAUUUAAUAUGAGAAAAAUAUUUCUGUCUUGAUGCAGCUUCAAAGAAGCAGUUCUCUUUUUCCUUCCCAAAACCAUUUCCCCUGUAUAUAGAUAAGUUCAGCAUUGGUAGUUGGAAUUAGGUCCCACUGUGUUCAAUUCUCACCACACUUGAGUGGGAAUAAAUCCCAUUGACUAGGUCUUACUGCUACUUACUGCAGAUCCACAAUCAUUGCCUUAAUGGUGUUGAAUUUGAAUGUAAAAAUACAAAGUGAGGCAGAGAAUUGUCAUAUUCUGAUUCAGCAAAUAAAGCUUUCAGAACACAUUUAAAGACUAAUUUAGUACAAGAAGCAAGAAUUAAUUUCAUUUGUCUUGUUCUUGCAGAGGUGACUUAAAUGUAGAAGCAGACAUCUGCAUACAAAUCUCCUGUUCAGAUCUUGAAAUGUGUGUCAAGUUGGGCAAGAGAUCUUUUUGUGUGCUGUUGGGUGGAAUGAGAAAUUAGACACAUUACAUGUAUAUGUUUAUUAAGCACUUGCAUGACUAGCAAUGUCAGGACAGCUUGUACAUAAAAUAUAGGGAUAGAAUAUACUACUUUACACUGUCCAAACCUAAAGCCACACUUUUUUGGGGGGCAAGAAUCUUCUCUUCUUCACUACUAUUUAAGGUAAAGCCUUAAACAGUAAAUACCCUUAAAGUACUGAAUUUUUUGUGCCUGCUAAUUAUUUAACUAAGACAGAUCCAUAAAUGAAUCAUCGCUGCACAGUAGAUAUUAGAUGACUAACUACUGUGGAGAAACUGCCACUGAUAUGGGAUGUGAGUAAAAGCAAGGUGCAAAGCAUGCUUUAUUUGGCUCCCUCCCUCCCUUUCUAGUCUGAAGUGUCUGGAGAAUUGUAGCAGCUCAAGAAUCUGCUGUAAAACCGCCUGCAGUUGCCUGUUGCACUGGUUUCCAGCACUUUUCUGAACCCAGUACUCAAGUGGAUGUAUGUAGAGCAGGAGAAGUUCUGGUAAUGCUGGCCCAAGGCAAAGGGAAAAUGGUGCCUCAUUCAUUUACAUGUACAAAAGCAAAGCAACAUUUGUGAGUCCUAUGAUGCAUCUAUGGACAGCAGCCUAGUUAGGGGGUGCAAGUUAGACAUUGUUUACUUCCCACCCCCAGCUGUUGCUUCCGGGAGCAGCUGCCUUCCUCUGCCUAAUGUUAGGGCCAGGCCUUGCUUCUGUCGGCUUUUCCACUGCCAGUUACCUGCUUGGCAGGUACGAUGAAUCCAUUCCCGCUCUUUCCCAUCUUAUACAUGAUCAGCUGUGCAUCAGCUUGCAGAUGCAUUCUCUUGAUCUUGGCCAGGGUGGUAUUAUAUCACCGUAGGGAACAGCACCCCCCCUGCCCUCCGAAAACCAUUUUUAUGGAAAUGUCUAGAAAGAGAUGCAAGCCGAUUCCUCCUAUUGCUAUAGUACGCAAGUUGCAGAUUCAGUGAACCUUCAUAAUUUGUUAGUGCUGGGGAAGGGGGGGUGCAUUAACACAGCCAGUGCCUAAUUACAUUGCAUGCUGGGAUUGCUCUUACUGUUGCAGUUAGCAUGAUUCCUGGUAGCUGAUUCAGCAGACUAUCUAAGAAGUUCCAUUUAGGUGCACUGGUGAGGUUGAGGCAGUUGAAGGUGUUCUGGAGAUUCAGGUGUUGGCCUAUAUCUUAAACCCUUUUAGGAAAAAAAAGUCUUAAACAAAAUAUUGUUUCUUCUGAACCUGAUGUCUUGUUUCCCAGGAAAGAGCAUCUAUGGAGAGACGUUUCCUGAUGAAAACUUUAAGCUGAAGCAUUAUGGUAUUGGAUGGGUCAGUAUGGCUAAUUCUGGCCCAGAUACCAAUGGUUCCCAGUUCUUCAUUUCUGUGACAAGGCCUGGAUGGUUAGAUGGAAAGCAUGUAGUGUUUGGGAAAGUCAUUGAUGGAAUGGUAGGUAAAAAAAAUAACUAUACUAGCUUUGUUCAUUAGUUGGAAGCAGUGGGUAUAGCAGAGAAUGGCUAACCUGUGGCCUGAGGGACACAUCCUCCCCCACAGUAGGUUUUUUGUGCCCCCAUUUAUAAUUAUUAUUUUUAAAAUAAACAUUUUUAAAAAAUAUUGCUCCCAUAGGUCCCCCACUGAGAUGCCAAAAGGACUUUUUUGGGGCCCUGCAAGGACUUGUAAAACCAGUCCAUUUGAAAUGUUUCUGAUUGAUGGGUACCCUGCAGUGACUGUGAUGUCACAACAUUUUUGUGAGGUUCCCCAAAAAUGUGUCCUUUAAAUUUUUUUAAAUGGCCAGGCUCACUUUGACAUGUGUCCUCCAGAGAUUUGAUCAUGGGUCUAUGUGACUCCUGGCUGGUUAGCCAUCUGUGGGGUAUGGAUUAAUGAUUGUUUUAAAAGCUUAUCUAGAAUUGUCUACAUGAGUUCUGGUGUAGCCUCUGCUUUAUAGGCCCUUAGCAAUUAUCUAACUAUUCUUAAUUAUGAUAUAUGUGUACACAUCACUAAAGUAGGGAAUGACAUCAUCAUCAUCACUGAUUUAUUCAGUGCUUUUUUUCUAAAAAAAGUUUAAGGGUACUCUCAUUUUGACUCAAGAAAAUCACCAAAUCGGGUAAAAGAAAUACAGUAAAUGGGAAAAAGUACAAAGAUUCACAAAAUGUUUAGGGGUAUGCGUACCUCUGUGUUGUCGUCCCCCCAAAAAAGCACUGGAUUUAUUAAUCACCUUGUACACAACUGUCUCCAGGUGGUGCACAGCAAGAACAAUUAAAAACAGAUUAUAAACAGCAAAUACAUUUAAAACAAAAUUAAAAUAUUAAUGCACAUCAGGUAGCUGGCUACUGGUAUUCAUGUUUUGGUAAACUUCAGGACAGACUGCUGUAAUUUGCUCUAUGUGGAGCUUCCUUGUGAAGGACUGUUCAGAAGCUGAAACUGGUUCAAAACAGAGUUUCCGGGUUAUUGGCUGCAGUCAGUUGCUGCAAACAUCUUGCUGGUGUUUCACUGGCUGUGAUCUGGCGCAAUUUAAAGUGCUGGUGCUUCCCUUUAAAGCCCUAGGCGGCACAGGGCUUGCAUAGCAAAAGGAACACUUGCCCCCUUUUCAGCUUGCCUGUGCGUUGAUGGAAUUUUCGGAUGCCCCCUCUGUGGUAAAGAGUGGUGGCCUAGGUAGUGGAAUUCCCUCUCCAGAGAGACUUGCCUGGAAGCCCACAUUAUCUUUUUAGCACCAGGUGAGGGUGUUUUUGUUUCCAGCUUUUAAAGUUUAAAUAUUGCUUUUAGAUGCUGCUCCGGUUUAUUAUUGUAUUUUAAUUUUUUAAAAAUGUAAAACUGAAAGCGUUGACGUGUGGGACAUAAAUGCUUAAAACAGUUUCUAGGGGAUGGGGCACAAAUGCAGGCUCUUGGUGCCCACAGAGGUCUCCCCCAGUGCCAACAAGGGUUCUGUUUCCUGCCUUGGCUGAAAUAAAGCCUGAAAGAUGGCUCUCUACUGUAGGCUUUUUUCAAGCCGAAUUGUGGUGUGUGGGGCGGUGUCUACAACUAUCUCCAGCUGUCACUUCCCAUUUCAAAAGCACCCCCAUGCCACAAUUAGGUUUCAAAGCAGCCUACUAUUUUCUAUCAGAAGCACAGAAGCAGACUGAUUGUGACCUUAGUGGGGAGAUACAGAGCAAAAAAAUAUAAGCAGAAGUUAAGAGAAAUCCCACAAAAUGUAAACUCAGCAGUACAUUUCACAUCUAUGUUGUGUUUGGCACCAGAGGUCAGUUUUUCUUCUUCUUUCAGUUAGUGGUGCACGCCAUAGAACUUCAGCCGGUAGAUGACGACGACCGUCCUCUUCAAGACUGUGUGAUUGUUAACAGUGGAAAAAUAGAUGUAAAAGAACCAUUUGUGGUUGAAGUAGAUGACUGGAGAAGUUGACGGCAACGUGAGCAAAGGAACUGCAAUGGUUUCUCCUCUGGCUAAAAGCAGGCAAGGAUAUCUGAAGAUUCUUUUGCAAGAGAACGUGGUAACUUCACAGGUAGCAUUGAAAUAUCUAGGUGCUAAAUCCAGAGGACUACUUGAUUGCCUUUCCAGGAAGUAGUUUUAUGGGGGGGAAACAUUAGGAAUGUAUUGACUUGAGUGGUUGAAGGCAAUAAUUUUCCUGCUCUUUGAUUAUUCACAUGCUACUUUUAUUAACAGCUCGCCCUCAUUUUUUGGUCAUGCGAGUCUACCACCUUAUGGAUAGAUCUGCUUAUAGGGUUUUAUAAAAUAUCUCAUCCUGGAAACACUAAAGCACUUAGUAGUUUGUGGCGAAUGGAAAACACACUCCUUCAGCCUGCUCCUCUAAAACAUGUUCUCUGCUUCAAGCACCUGACACAGUUCUCUUUUCAUAUAAAGAAUAUUUGAGACUCUUCUUUCCAUUCCUUUUUAUAACAGGGGUUUCCUGCAUCAAUGAUGGACAGGUGUGCAGGUCCUAUGGCAUGUAUGAUGAAUUUAAAUUUGUUCAAAUUCAAUAUAUGCAGAAUGUGAGCGUAUUACUGUUGCAAAUAAGUCUAUACCCACUGUUGUGUAUUGAUAUUUUAUACAUACAUUAAACUUCUGCUAAAAAGCUAUUCUUGUUUUCUGAACAUAUUGCCCUGUUUGCCACGCAACAGUAUAAAGAUGUAAAAGUAUUUUCAUUCGCUGCAUUUGCAUGUAAUGCUAAACCUUGAUUAGCUACUUUGGGGAUGAAGUAGAAGGGGUUUGAGAAAAAUGCUGGGCUUGUGUGGUGCGCCCCUUGCUCUGCAGAGCAUUGGGACUUCUGAUGCAGGGUUACUUUCACUUUCAAAGACAUGUGGCUUAGUAUUAGUUAUGAAUCAGAUAUAAUAGUUUAAAUCCUGGUUUGGUAUACAGUCUGGGGCAUAAUCCAUAGCUUGAAGCUGUCCUGUUUAGAAAUUGACCACAAGCUGUGAUUCCUUCAUAAUUCUUAACACAACCACCGGACUAAUAGAGCAGCAAGCAUGGACAAAAGAAUUCAACUGAGUAGGUUGCUAUUAACAAACACUAGAAUUAGACCGGAAAUAGAUGCACAUCAAACGCUAACGUAUGCAAUGUAAUGCCAAUGUUUUAUUUUGGGUUCUGACAUCUUGUGAAACGUAAGCAUAUGGUUCACUUAGACAAUUGACCUCUGAAUAUUUAUUAGCUGAUUAUUUUUACCCAUCAUGUUCUGUCUGCUUCCUGCUACAUAAUGGUACAAGUUAAUUAACAUGGGAAAGUUAUGCUCACCAAACAGAGUGUAUUGGCUGAAAGCACAAGGUUUGUUGCCAGGGUCCUGAAGUAAAUUUAAGUAAUACUUAAGAUAAUAUAGAUAUGAUAUAAUCACAUCAGAAAUACUAAUAAUAAGCUUAGAUUACAUUUCAAGUUUAGGCAGUAAUUCUCUUAACAUUUUUUUCAGGUCUUGCCUGUGUAAUAAGUUGCCCUGUGUACCCACUGCCAGCAGUGGAUACUACACUGAGACAAAAGGCUUAGUGUAGUAAUUUAUUAUUUUAAAAAAUCAAUACAUGAUGAAAGUUGUUAGUGUAAUUCAGCUUAUGAAUGUCAGCUUUUAAAACAUUUGGAGUUGGGUAGACAGAUUCAACAGUAGCGUUUUCUCCAUUCAUAAAUUUAAAAGCAGCAAUAUUAGUGAUACACUAAAUUAAUUUUAAAAGGGGAAAUGUUCCAUCAUUAAAUAUCAUCUCCACUGUGACCACAUUCUGUUGUCUUAGGAGUUUUACUAAAAAUGUGCAGUUCCAGGAAGAGGAUGAGUUUAUUUCAGUUACUAUCCAUCCAAACCCAUUUUCUACCUGGGUUGUAGAUGAGGAUAAAACAAUCCGCGGAGAACACCUUCAAUAACUACGUUUGGAAAGUCAUCUGGAAAAAAAAGGAAAGAAGAAAAACUGCUUUCUUACAUAUGUCAAUACAAUAUAAAUGUUUUUGUAGAACUUAACAAGGCAAGGCCCAGUGUAAUUUAGGAUAUUGCAUCACCACCAUGUUUAUCCAUGCUCAGAAUUGUGCUAUUAGUAAUGCUGUUUCAGCACUAAACCCACUUUAGUGUAGCACUGGGCAUUGCCUGAAUGCACUGCCAGAUUUGUAGCUUAUUGAUUUAAAGGGAUGUUCUAAUACUUAAUGCUGCUAGGCUCCAGCUCUUUAUCUGAAUCUUUUCUCACAAGGAAGAUGGAUUACACUGGCAAUUCAAUUUCUAACAAAAUCUCAAUACACUUGAAGGAAUUCCAAGAUUUCUACUGGGAAUACUUCACAGCAGUUUUUCCAUUGUAGUUUACAGCACUGUUUAGUCCAAGUUGACUGGAAGAGCCUGAUGCCAUCACAUAAGCAUCCUUAAAGCAUCUAGUCAACGUAAAGGGACAGAUUCUUACAAUAAAGGAAUAGUAUUCCUAAAAACGAAGGAUGCUAAUCAUCAUCAUCAGAUAAGCUAACGGGAGGAGACUUGCAGAGAAGAGAAGAAAUGCAUAAAUGUGAUUAAAGCACAUUUAUUCUACAAGUCCAUGGCAUUUUCUCCAGUUUCGCGUUAACUCUAAACAGACAUAGACAAAGCAUUGUGAAGAAACUAAAUAUAGUAAGACUUAAGUAAUUUAUUUAACAAACACUGAUCCAUUAUUACUGUUCAGGGAUUUUGACUGCUGUAACUGUUCAACAUAAGCCAAACUUUUGUGGUGGUGGUGGUGUUGUACUACCCUUCAUCUAUAGAUCUCAGGGCAGUUCACAACAUAAAAUUACAAUACUAUUCAGCAGUUUUUAAAAUCAGCUCUUGGAAUUUCACAAACACUUGUCUGACCUGAAAAACUAGGGGCUGCCCCCUGCUUGCCAGCUCCCCUGCCAUUCCUCCCUACAUUAACCCCUUAGAAUUUAUUCCCACACCAUGAAACUGCUAAGAUCACUUUUGAAACUCUUUCUGAAGCCUUUUCUUCUACUUGACAGCCCUGCUUUGCAUUCAUUUUCACCUUCAUUGCCAUGUCCAUACUUCCUCCUCUUGUGCAAACCUCCUGCUGCACAUAAACCAUUUUCUGAGUAACUUCCUGCAUUUUCCUUCUCCCACACACUGCAGCUACUAAGCACCUUUUUUCACAUUCCGCCCAGUUUUGAAGUCACCAUCCUCUCCUAUACCUUUCAUGUCCUUGCUUCCAUCUUCACUCCCAUUUCCAUGCCUCCUAUGCCUUCCCUUUUUGGGACCACCCCCCCAUUACACUUUCACACAUUUUCCUAUACCCCUCCUUACUUUUCUCAACCUUAGCACACAGAUCACCCCCAUUUCCAUUCCUUCCCCCUCUUGCCUAAUUCUGCAGCCCCCUUUGGGCACACAUCCAUCCCAUAAUGAUAUAUGUUAUUGUAUCUUUAGGAUGCCGACAAUCUUAAGCGCAAGACUGUCAGUUAGCUUGUUCAGUUAGGGAAGGUAAAGUUCAUAUAUAGAUGGGUGUUUGCUUGUUAAAAAAAUAUCUGUUCUAAAUUACUACAUUGAAUCUGGAACUUCAGACAACACAUAGUUCCAGGAGUGAAAUACAUUGUGUGAAGGUACUCUGGAAUAUUUGAGGGCUCCAAAUCCUUUAUCUCUCUCACAUGAAGCAGCUGAGGAAUGGGAGAGAUAGAAACUUGAGUACAGCAAGAAGGGAGGAAUGCUGAAAGGGAAAAAGUGGCUGUUUUAAAUGACAGAAGUUUGAGUAAAGCAGGGGUGGAGAGACACUGAGAGGAAAGUGGUGGUUCUAAACAAGAGCAGAAAUCUGAGUAAAGGUGGUAUGGUGGAACACUUAAAACAAAGCACACCAAUUUUAAGGCGAAACAGCAGAGAUGGGUACAAAACAGAAACUAACAUCAAAAAACUAACACAACUGCCCUCCAAACUCCAUUCCCGCUGCACUCACAGCUUGUUUUAAACACCGGCUUCCCCCCACCUCUCUCAAACCUCUGCCAUAGUCUAUAAAUGUCAUGUUCUCAGUUUCCUCCAUCUCUGCUUUAAUCAAACAUUGGCGUUUUUUAAACCACCACUUUUCCUCUCUCAGUGUCUUUCCCUUCUCAGUCCCAUGUCAGGGGCACUGAUGUUGUGCCUUCACUUUUGCUCCUCUACUCUACCCUCACUUUUUACAAAUCCAGGAUUGUGAUACGGUACUGCAAACCAUCUAGUGGGGGCUAUGUGCAACAUUCUUACAUAUUUAUCAAACAGAAAGAAAACUGCUUAAGCUUACGAGUACCGAGGCUGCACCCAGCAGCAGUGCUCUGCACGCCUGCAUUGCUAAUUUGAAGAGCUGUGGAGUAAGAAUAUAGGGACACCCCAGCUUUCAUUGACUAUGGGGAUUGGGGUGUGUGGGUGAGGAUUCAGACUCCCAGCUAACCAAGCUGGUAGAUAAUUUGCAUGACCAUGUUAGCAGCAUUGACCAUUGGACCACCCUUGGGCUUAGCAACAAAAACACAAGAGUUGUCCAUCACAGUUGAAGUGUAACAUAGAUUGAACCAUUUUAAGAGUUAGCAAAACAUUUGGGCUGGGUAUAAAUAGAGAAGCAAAACUGGAAGCAAUUAGUUACAAAAGGCUGCUUCUGUGAAGAAUUAGACAUACGGUGACACUGACCUUUUCCAAUACAGGAUAGAUGUACUUGAUUUCUCCCAAGGAAAAUUAUGUUCUACUUCAUACAAUCUCACAAAUUAGCUUCAUCACAAUGCGAUACUGACGAGAAGUUGCUAAGAAUGUCAGAGGAUAUAAUCCAACCAACAUGCUGCCUCACUAAUAUUGUCCAAUGAAGAACUAUUGCAAUUAUAUUUUUUUUGCCUCAUAUAUUCAUUGCUCUUGGGUUGUUUGUGCUGAUUCCAUGCAGUCAGGAUAUAAGGAUAUCAGAUGCAGGAGUUCAGACAGUG
Molecule: messenger RNA, 15240 nt
Organism: Podarcis lilfordi (Lilford's wall lizard)
Lineage: Eukaryota; Metazoa; Chordata; Lepidosauria; Squamata; Lacertidae
Source: the annotation of a GenBank genome assembly